Messenger RNA from Syngnathus typhle (broad-nosed pipefish), 3925 nucleotides. It is a transcript of the gene map3k7, whose product is annotated as mitogen-activated protein kinase kinase kinase 7. The transcript is spliced from 18 exons. The coding region runs from base 228 to 2024 and encodes 598 amino acids. Gene Ontology annotation, molecular function: MAP kinase kinase kinase activity; ATP binding; magnesium ion binding. Gene Ontology annotation, biological process: positive regulation of canonical NF-kappaB signal transduction; protein phosphorylation; JNK cascade. The record is from RefSeq and is a predicted model, not a curated record. Lineage: Eukaryota; Metazoa; Chordata; Actinopteri; Syngnathiformes; Syngnathidae.
CGAACUGCGCACUUGCACUCACUUCCUGGUGUACCAUUUCCUGCGAAGAAUAAAAAUACACUUACCAGUCCUGCUAGACAAGUUAUAUCUAGCUCUUGGUAGGACAGUAAAAUACCAUUUUAUUUCAAGGUCGUUACCCUUCAUGUUUUUGUUCAUGAAUUUACCUCCAUGUCCAGACGGCCGGUGCAUGGUGAGCAAAUAAGCCCCGGUAACUGACGUGAGCUAGUAUGUCGCUGUCGUUACCAUCCACUGACAUGCUUGAGACACCUCCAGGAUAUCCAUUUGAGGAAAUUAAUUAUGAAGACAUUGAUGUAGAAGAGGUAGUAGGCAGAGGAGCUUUUGGCGUGGUCUGCAAAGCCAAGUGGAAAGGCAAAGAUGUUGCUAUCAAGACCAUUGAGAGUGAAUCAGAAAGAAAAGCCUUCAUUGUUGAGCUCCGGCAACUUUCCCGUGUAAAUCAUCCUAAUAUUGUGAAGUUGUACGGCUCCUGCAGUAAUCCAGUCUGCCUUGUGAUGGAAUAUGCUGAAGGAGGGUCACUGUACAAUGUGCUGCAUGGUGCUGAACCACUCCCCUGUUACUCUGCUUCUCAUGCCAUGAGCUGGUGUUUACAGUGUUCCCAGGGUGUUGCCUACCUCCAUGGCAUGAAACCAAAGGCCCUGAUCCACAGGGACCUCAAGCCACCCAAUUUGCUUCUUGUGGCUGGUGGCACUGUACUCAAGAUAUGUGAUUUUGGAACAGCCUGUGACAUUCAGACUCAUAUGACAAAUAACAAAGGAAGUGCAGCAUGGAUGGCUCCAGAGGUAUUUGAAGGCAACAAUUACAGCGAGAAGUGUGACGUGUUUAGCUGGGGAAUAAUUCUCUGGGAGGUGGUCACACGUAGGAAGCCCUUCGAUGAAAUCGGAGGACCGGCCUUUCGUAUUAUGUGGGCUGUACAUAAUGGGACAAGACCACCUUUGAUCAAAAAUUUACCAAAACCAAUUGAGAAUUUGAUGACCCAAUGCUGGUCCAAAGACCCUUCUCAGCGGCCUUCUAUGGAAGAGAUUGUGAAAAUCAUGACUCAUCUCAUGAGUUACUUUCCAGGAUCCGAAGAACCCCUGCAAACUCCAUAUCAAUAUUCAGAUGAUGGACAGAGCAACUCUGCAACUAGGACGGGUUCAAAUGUGGACAGCAGUGACACCAAAAGUGAUCCAAACAUUGAGCGCAGCGAUUCUCAAGGAAGCAACGACACUAUUAAGAUCACACCACAAUAUGCGCCUCACUUCAAGCCAAAGGGAGAUCCUUUGAGGUCACUGCCUCUUUCCAGAGGAGGUAGUUUUGAGAGUCUACCUGCUCGAACACAGGGUUUCACAUCCUCUGAAAAUAAACGAAUGAGUGCUGACCUUUCAGAGCUGGAGCCCAAGAUGGGAUUUGUAUCAGCAGCACGCCCCCCGUAUAAACGAGGCCAUCGUAAAACAGCAUCUUAUGGCACCAUUCUGGAUGUUCCCAAGAUCGUCUUCACAGCCACGUGUGAACCUCAGAGGCGCCGCUCUGUACAGGAUUUGCCAGGAAUUGGGACAGAAUCCACCCAGGGAAGUAGGAACAGUAGCCGAUCUUCUAGUCCCAGUUUGAGGAUGAUGCCGCCUGACAAGGGAAACAGUAGAGGUUACUUCUCCCCUGAUGACCCCACAGACACCAACGGCUCAGACAAUUCAAUUCCAAUGGCUUACCUCACCCUUGAUCACCAGCUGCAGCCCCUGGCUCCUUUCCCCAACUCAAAAGAGUCCAUGGCCGUUUUUGAGCAGCACUGCAAAAUGGCGCAAGAAUAUCUGAAAGUGCAAACAGAGAUCGCCCUGCUAAUCCAGAGGAAAAAGGAACUUAUUGCUGAACUGGACCAAGAUGAGAAGGACCAGCAGAACACGUCCCGUCUGGUGCAGGAACAUAAAAAACUACUGGAAGAGAACAAGAGUCUGUCCACAUACUACCAGAAGUGCAAAAAACAACUGGAGCUGAUCCGGGUGCAGCAACAAAAGCGACAGGGGACUUUGUGAUAUGUACUCGCCGACAUCUGACAUAAACACAAGCGCGUGUAUGUGCACGCACGUAAAGAACACAAACGUCAGUUCAGUCCAGUCCCGUCGUGCUGGUGUACCCUGCGUGUCACACUGUCAUGUCUGCCGCUGUCUUGCAGGAAGGUGUCUUCUGUACAUAUAUUUGCACAUAGUCACAGUGUGACUGCAGACCAAACAAUCACUGCAUUGGUGUGGAGUUUGCUUCUAUUGCAGCUGAGUGUGACAGCAUGUUGGUGAGGGCGCUUCGUGUAUUUUACAUGUUGCCCUCGGGGCGGUCUUCUUGGCACACCAGUUGAUGUUUUUUCAUUCCUUAGCAUUCUCUGGCACCCUUCUAGCAGCCGAUGGUGAGAUCAUCCUCAAGAAUGUGAGGGGGGAGGAAAAAAAGCAAAACUGUUCUUCAGCGACAUGAGUGUGUGCAGAAUUGAUGAAAUGCGGAGGAUAAUUGGAGACUGUCUUUCGAAGUGUGUGUGUAAACCAUUAUGCAAAUGUACACCGCAAAGUAUCAGUGUAGUCAUAAUCAGCCUCUCCUUUUCCAUCAGUGCUAUUAUCCCGGGCAGAGACCAUGAUUAAUUCUUCCAGUGAGUUGAAAUGAGGGAUUUGGUUCAGAUUGUGUCUUACUCGUCUUUUACGUUCCUCAGAGGAAGAACAAGUUCUGAACAAUCUCUUCAUGUGCACAUGGAUGCAAAAAUAACACAAUAAGCUUUCAAAGCAAAUGCUGUGGAUUCCACAUUUAACACUUUUUUUUUUGUAUUCGACCUAAGUGCUGUUUUGACUCAAUGUUUUUUUUUUGUCUUUUCAUUUUCUUAGUCGUCGUUUGGUUUAUGACAUUUUAUGGGGUGUGGGAAUUUUAAUUUAAGCUCAUAAAGGCCCAUAUAUGAAGGUUUUUUAGUUCACUUGUUGCCUUAACAGGGGUGUCAAACUCAUUUUUGUCGCGGGCCGCAUCAUAGUCAUAGUUUCCCUCAGCGGGCCAUUAUGACUGUGUUCUAUAUACAUAAAGUAUAGGCUACACAACACACUAAUAAAUAAUUAAUUUUGAAAUCUAGUAAAAAUAGUUUAAAUAUUUGAAAAAGAUGAAUAGUAAUAAUAAUUGCUAGCAAUGUCUCUAUUUUUUAAAAAUGAAGACAAUUUGUAAAUUUAGUCAAGGUCAAUGCAAAAUGUGUCUGUCGGCCACAUAACAUGAUGUGGCGGGCCGUAUCCGGCCCCCGGGCUUUGAGUUUGACACCUAUGCCUUAGAACAUGGGUAGGCAACUCCGGUCCUUGAGGGCCGGUGUCCUAUGAUUUUUAUGUCUCCCUGUGGCAACACACCUCAUUCAGAUUGUCCGAUAAUUAGCAGUAGUGUGUUGCAAUAGGGAGACGUAAAAAAAACAUGCAGGACAACGGCCAUCGAGGACCAGCGUUUCCUACCCAUGCCUUAGAAGUGCUUGACUUGUUUUAUGACCAUUCGUGGAAAUGACAAAAAAGACAACGUAAUGUACAUUGGAGGACACAGAUUGUGAUGCAAUGAAAUCUUUUCCCCGUGCUCUGCACCCAAAAAUUAGGAAAUUGUACUUCAAAGUACUUUGUUCAAAUUCUACAAAUUCAUGUACCUUCAGUAUUUUUUGCACAAUCACAGUUUUGUCUUUCAAGCACAAGUGAGUAAUCACAAUUUGAAAGACUUGGCAAGUCAUUUUUAAGAAAUAUAGUUUUUUUCAUGGGUAUCUAAGAAAGUUAAAAGCUUUUUGUGUCAUGAUUUUUUUUUUGUCAAUUUAUUUUACAUUCACACAGGUCCUCAACACCUUACAAUGUGUGGUUUGGGUGACAGUGAGAUGUCAGAAAUAAACUGAAUUGUGGAAAAUGUUUUAGCUGUGGAAAAUAAAAUGCAUUAUUAUUGUUUAUGUCAA